Messenger RNA from Vigna unguiculata (cowpea), 639 nucleotides. Lineage: Eukaryota; Viridiplantae; Streptophyta; Magnoliopsida; Fabales; Fabaceae. The record is from RefSeq and is a predicted model, not a curated record.
AUGGAAAUCCGGUUGAUAUUUGUGUACCGGCAUUCCAAUUCCGUUGUUGUUAAAAAGAUAUGGCUAAAACACGUGGAGCCUAAUACGUCUAACCAGGAAGUGGAAACACGAGCAAAUACUUUUGUACAUGGUGUUGUUAGACGGAGACCUACAACUUCUGCUCGUAGAAGUCGUGGCCAUCAUGUAACUCGAGAAGCUUCAGCAUUACCUGAUCCUCCUGUUGUUGAGCAGCAUGAGGAUGUCACUCAGCAGCACGAGGAUGUUAUUGAUCAUCAACAGGAAAAUGAAGAAGUUGGGUUUCCUGGAGGUCCAUCUGACACUUCAUUAUUGACGAGCUACGACAAUCAUGUUGCUCGUGCAGUGUGGGAAGGCCAGGAUCGAGGUGAAAUAAAAUUGAUCUCACAUGGUAAAAAGUUAAAUAAAUUUGGAGCUUGUCACCUUGGUAUUCAUGAGUUUGUGCUGAAUUCGGGUCUGAUGCCUCUAUGUGACAUUUAUUAUGAUUACGUCGAUAAGGGCUUAUUAUUGGCGUUUGUAGAAAGAUGGCACAAGGAAACCAACACUUUUCAUCUACCCAUUGGCGAGAUGACCAUCACCCUAGAUGACGUCUCUUGUCUUCUUCAUCUACCUAUUGCGGGAUAA